Messenger RNA from Durusdinium trenchii, 1678 nucleotides. The record is from the annotation of a GenBank genome assembly. Lineage: Eukaryota; Dinophyceae; Suessiales; Symbiodiniaceae.
GAAACGUCGACAGUUCCACUUUGCAAGUUCGCUUUUGGUCAGCACAGUACGAUGAAGCGUCGUUGCUGCGGAAAGUGGCAGGCCAGGCCGAAAGUUGAGUUUGGUCACGUCGCAGGCCGGAAGGUCAGGCUUGCCAUGACUUGCCUCUGAUUAAAACGACUUGAUUUAGAAACUGUGCUGAGCCAUGUGAAACAGCUGGGCAAAGCAGUCGGCUUUCCUAGCAGUCAACCCAAAGCAAACUUAUGAAGGCGGACUCUGCGGUCAGAAGCUGGUUGGGCGUCGCCUGCGGCCACAUAGUGAGACAUACAUAAAAUUAGAAAUACUCUUCCCAGGUCAAGGAGUCCAACUUCUGCACAACACACCCCGUCGAAUUAACUCACUGUGCGUGCAUGCUGUUUGACACAGCUGCUACACUUGCCUCGACAUUGGAGGAAAAAUCUUCAAACAUCGCACAAUGAGAUGACCUCUUGCACGAACCACAACGCACAAGUUCCAAGCCCAUUGCGCAAUCGAAGAGGGUGCCCGACAUGCGCUGCCCACAUGGCGUGAAGACACUGACAUCCGCCGCAGUCCUGAGGUGAUGUCGACGCUCCAAGGCUGGUCGCGUUGGCUGAGGUCAGAGUAGCACAUGCAGCUUUGAUUGAAGGCGUUUGUCGGGGCAUCGCCCCUGAGGUCUGAGUUGAUCAAGUGAAACAUAUCAAAAGUCUGUCGCAACUUCCACAGUUCGACCAUUUUUCACGCACCAGUUCGAUGCACCACGACCCUUUCUUUCUUUAUUUCUUUUUUGGGGGAGGUAGGCCGCUAGUAGAGGUAGGAAGUAGCUAGUAUCUAGAGGUAGCUAGUAGGAGCUAGGUAGCUAGUAGCUACAAGAACCCUAUUGCUGACAGGACGCAGGAUAGCUCGCGCUUCUUCAAGGAAACUAAUGAUUUGACCUAGAUUUUAAGGGAAACUAACAAUGCGAUGCCCUUGUUGCUAGUAGCUUCUUGCUGCCAAAAAAUAUGUUGCAAAAUCUGGCAAACAUGCAAAUACCUGGGCCAGGCACAUUCCUGCAUGUCAAGGGCGUUAAUAUGUAUCCGGCUUGAUUUCUACUUGACCAAAGCCAGGAACGGAUCGUCAGACCUAGGCAUUUCGUUUGAGAACCUGCUUUUAUUUGAUGUGGCCUAUUGCUUCAUUUGCAUUUUCAUCAUUCUGAUGCAAGUGCCACGCAAGAUUAUACGAGAGAAUGACAAGCUCCUUAUCGUUUUUUGUUGCAGGACACGAGUUGUCCCCAUCGAAUCUUUGGUUGAGAUCCGCAUCAUCCGACGUCGCACAUGCUGCGACAGACAAAGUCGGAUGUGCCUGUAUCCUUCAAAGUGCUUCUGGGGAUACCCAACAAACUUCGAGCGCAAUAUCAUCGUUGUGACCGACUCGACUUGCAAUAACUACUUCUUUUGCGUUCAUGAAAUGGAGGACUUCAUGGCGGACAAUUGGCCAGCAAACGACAUGGAAGCGGUGAAGGUCUGCGACCGUCCUGAUCCUGCAGUGCUUGGUACUGGUCAAGGCCUUUGACCACUUGCAUGAUUCCUGUGCAGAUCCCGAGAAGCAUUCUCAAAGAGAGGCCUUCUCAACAUCUGGAUAGCUUUUCUGGUUCUGAGACUUGCAGUGAGACAUGGAGGAAGGACAUUGAUUUUUGUUGUUC